This is a messenger RNA of Brassica oleracea var. oleracea, 1325 nucleotides long. Its product is annotated as cinnamoyl-CoA reductase 2. Bases 77 to 1072 code for a protein of 331 amino acids. NCBI's taxonomy places the organism in Eukaryota, Viridiplantae, Streptophyta, Magnoliopsida, Brassicales, Brassicaceae. The record is from RefSeq and is a predicted model, not a curated record. Gene Ontology annotation, molecular function: oxidoreductase activity, acting on the CH-OH group of donors, NAD or NADP as acceptor. The transcript is spliced from 4 exons.
CUGUAAUGACACAUUAUAACCCAUACCAUUCUCUAACCUUCUUAGCCAUCGAUCUUUUGCUCUAGAAGCAGAAAAAAUGCCUGCCGACGGGAAACUCGUCUGCGUCACCGGAGCCGGCGGCUACAUAGCUUCUUGGAUCGUUAAGUUGCUUUUGGAGAGAGGCUACACCGUACGAGGAACCGUACGGAACCCAGCUGAUCCCAAGAACAACCAUCUCAGAGAGCUUCAAGGAGCUAAAGAAAGACUCACUCUUCACAGUGCUGAUCUUCUUGACUAUGAAGCUCUAAGCACCACGAUCGAUGGCUGCGAUGGCGUUUUCCACACCGCUUCUCCAAUGACUGAUGACCCCGAGACAAUGUUGGAGCCGGCGGUGAACGGAGCCAAGUUCGUGAUCGACGCAGCGGCUAAAGCCAAGGUCAAGCGUGUUGUGUUCACCUCAUCGAUCGGUGCGGUUUACAUGAACCCUAACCGUGACCCUCAAACCAUAGUCGACGAAAGUUGUUGGAGUGAUCUUGAUUUCUGCAAGAACACAAAGAAUUGGUAUUGCUACGGGAAGAUGGUGGCGGAACAAUCAGCAUGGGAGACGGCGAAGGCCAAAGGUGUGGACUUAGUGGUGCUAAAUCCUGUUUUAGUUCUUGGACCACCGCUCCAGUCAGCGGUCAACGCUAGUCUAGUCCAUAUCCUCAAGUACCUCACCGGCUCAGCCAAGACCUACGCUAACCUGACUCAGGUGUACGUGGACGUCCGUGACGUUGCACUAGGCCAUGUUAUGGUGUACGAAUCACCUUCCGCCUCAGGCCGUUACAUUCUCGCCGACACGGCGCUUCACCGUGGGGAGGUUGUUGAAAUUCUUGCUAAAUUCUUCCCGGAGUAUCCGCUUCCUAUCAAGUGUUCGGACGAGAAGAAUCCGAGGGCAAAGCCUUACAAGUUCACUACUCAAAAGAUCAAAGACUUAGGGUUGGAGUUUAAACCCAUCAAGCAAUCUCUCUACGAAUCUGUCAAGAGCUUGCAAGAGAAAGGGCAUCUUCCUCUUCCUCAAGAUUCGAACCAAAACGUCAUAAUCGAAUCCUAGAACAGGAAACACGGCCAUACACUCUGACCAUACACGCACAUCAAAAGCUUUAUUCUAAAGUAAUACGUUUGAUUCAACUAAGUUAUUUGUUUAAUCCUAUCACACAUAAAUAUAUAGCUGAUUGCUAUUUUUGUAAUCUAUAAUAUGCAUCACUCAUAGUGUAUGAUAUUAUAAAGCAAUGAUUCUAUUAUCCGAUGUUAUUGUAACAUUGUUCCUUAUAUAAUCCUACGAGAAUCUGAUCCCUUUUAAAAAA